GCGAGGCAGGCACAAGACAGGAGAGACCAAGAUGGCCUGGUUUGCCCUCUUCCUCCUGAGCCAUCUCUGGGCUACAGCUGGGACCUCUGCCCAGGUCAGAAGCUCAUGCUCUGUCCCCUCAGAAGAGGAGCCCUGGGUUGAUGGCAUACAAGUGCUCAUGGAGAACUCAGUGACACGAUCAGCCUACCCCAAUCCCAGCAUCCUGAUUGCGAUGAACUUGGCUGGACCCUACAACCUGAAGGCACAGAAGAUCCUUAUUGAAGAGCUCAUGGCCAGUAAAAUUUCUGACCUAACUAUAGGACAACUUGCCCUCAAUAUCAUGGCCCUCAAUUCCUCCUGCAGAGACACUGCGAGCAAAGUGUCAGUUCUACAAAGAAAAAUGCAGAGCUGGACACCACCAGGCCCAAAAGAAGAAGCUGUAAACUUCUAUGCACCCAGCCUGGCGGUCUUGGCUCUGUGCCAGAAGAAUUGGGAGGCCACCUUGCCUAUAGCUGCGGGCUUUGCCAAGGCGCUACUGGCUAACACCUCUCCCUUUGAUGUGGACACAGGAGCAGUGGCAACCUUGGCUUUGACGUGCAUGUACAGUUCUUGGGACAGUUACAGAAACCUGUUUGGCCAAGUGCUGAAGAGCACUGUGGAGAAUAUCAGCGGGCGGGUCACAGACAGUGGUAUCAUUGGAAACAUUUACAGUACUGGCCUCGCCAUGCAGGCACUGUCUGUGACCCCUGCGCAGCCCAGCAAGAAGUGGGACUGUGAGAAGACAAUGGCUACCGUACUUGAUAAGAUCAAGCAGGGGAAAUUCCAGAAUCCUAUGUCCAUUGCACAAAUCCUGCCAUCUCUGAAGGGCAAGACCUACUUAGAUGUGCCCCAUGUGAAAUGUGGUUCUGCAUCUAACAUCACCAUCGUGUAUACCAUAAACAACCAGCUGAGAGAGGUGGAGCUGCUGUUCAAUGUGACCACUGAGGUCAGCGUGAAAGGGAGUUCAGUGCUCCUGGUCGUCCUACAGGAAGCCCAGCGCAAAAGCCCUAUGUUCAAAUUUGAAACAACAAUGACGUCCUGGGGCCUUAUAGUUACUUCUAUCAAUGGCAUUGCUGCAAAUGCAAAUCACAAGACUUACUGGCAAUUCCUGGGUGAUGGGAUACCUUUGGAUGAAGGGGUUGCUGACUACAUACCCUUCGACCAUGAGCACAUCACAGCCAACUUCACCCACUACUGAGAAGGAAGUGGGUGAAGAUUUCCACUUUAUUUCAAAUAUGGGAAAAACAGUGGAUAUCUACGACACUCCC
Messenger RNA from Cavia porcellus (domestic guinea pig), 1286 nucleotides. Its product is annotated as cobalamin binding intrinsic factor. The coding region runs from base 32 to 1216 and encodes 394 amino acids. Gene Ontology annotation, biological process: cobalamin transport. Lineage: Eukaryota; Metazoa; Chordata; Mammalia; Rodentia; Caviidae. Gene Ontology annotation, molecular function: cobalamin binding. The record is from RefSeq and is a predicted model, not a curated record. The transcript is spliced from 9 exons.